AUGGCGCGUCAUUGGAGAGGGACGAUGAUGGCGGCGGUCGGUGCACCAGAAGUGAUCACACAGCUGGAAAGCGCUGCCAAAGUUUUAAUGGCACCGCCGUCCAUGGUCAGCACCGAACAGAGACAGCAUGCUGAACACGUAUUCCUCUCCUUUAGGAAAUCCAAAUCCCCAUUCGCUAUCUGCAAGCACAUCCUAGAGACCAGUAAGGUGGACUAUGUGCUGUUCCAGGCAGCCACGGCCAUCAUGGAGGCUGUGGUACGAGAGUGGAUUCUGCUGGAGAAGACCAGCAUCGAGUCACUCCGGACGUUCCUCCUCACCUAUGUCUUACAGAGACCGAAUCUGCAAAAAUAUGUCCGUGAGCAGAUCCUGUUGGCUGUGGCGGUGAUUGUGAAGAGGGGCUCCCUGGACAAAUCAAUCAACUGUAAAAGUGUCUUUCAUGAAGUGGGACAGCUCAUCAGUAGUGGAAACCCUACAGUGCAAACACUGGCCUGCUCCAUCCUCACUGCUCUCCUCAGUGAGUUCUCCAGCUCCAGUAAAACCAGCAGCAUCGGCCUCAGCAUGGAGUUCCAUGGCAGCUGCAAGCGUCUGUUCCAGGAGGAGGGUUUACGCCAAAUCUUCAUGUUGACCAUGGAGGUGCUGCAGGAGUUCAGCCGCCGAGAGAACCUCAACGCACAGAUGUCGUCUGUCUUUCAGCGCUACCUGGCUCUGGCCAACCAGGUCCUCAGCUGGAACUUCUUGCCACCGAAUCUGGGGCGCCACUACAUCGCCAUGUUCGAGGCCACGCAGAACGUCACGCUCAAGCCUACGGAGUCCUGGAGGGAAGCUCUGCUGGACACCCGAGUCAUGGACCUCUUCUUCACCGUACACAGGAAGAUCCGGGAGGACUCGGACAUGGCCCAGGACUCCCUGCAGUGCCUGGCCCAGCUGGCCUCCAUGCAUGGGCCCAUCUUUCCUGAUGAGAGCGCCCAGGUCUCCUACCUUGCCCACCUGGUGGAGGGUCUGCUCAGCAUGAUCAACGGGAUUGAGAUUGAGGACUCCGAGGCAGUGGGCAUCUCGAAUAUCAUCUCCAACCUGAUCACCAUGUUCCCUCGGAGCAUUUUAACAGCCCUGCCCAGCGACCUCUUCACCUCUUUCAUUAACUGCCUCACACUUCUCACCUGCUCUUUUGGACGCAGUGCCGCCCUAGAGGAAGUGCUGGAUAAGGACGACAUGGUUUACAUGGAGGCCUAUGAUAAGCUGUUGGAGUCGUGGCUCACACUGGUCCAGGACGAGGAGCAUUUUCCUCGUGGCUGCUUCGUUCAGCCAGCGAUACAGGUCUUCAACUCGUACAUUCAGUGUCAUCUGGCUGCUCCUGACGGCACACGCAACCUGUCAGUGAAUGGCAUAGCAUCCCACGAUGAGGAGGAGAUCAAUGAGCUGCAGGAAGACGACAGAGAGCUGUUCUCAGAUCAGCUGUCCAGCAUCGGGAUGCUGGGGCGUGUGGCCGCUGACCACUGCAUCCCCCUGCUCACAAGCCUCCUGGAGGACCGGGUAACACGGCUGCACGGUCAGCUCCAGAGAACCCAGCAGCACCUCAUGGCCUCAUCUGACCCCGGAUCAGUCGACCGCAAAGUCUUGGACGACCUCUAUGAAGACAUCCACUGGCUCAUACUGGUCUCAGGGUAUUUACUAGCAGACGACCCCCCGGGUGAAACACCGCUCAUUCCCUCAGAGGUGAUGGAGUUUUCCAUCAAACACUCGACAGAAGUGGACAUCAACACAACGCUGCAGAUCCUGGGUUCACCGGGCGAGAAGGCCUCAUCCAUACCAGGCUGCAACCGCACAGACUCAGUCAUCAGGUUGCUGUCGGCAGUGUUGCGGACGUCAGAAGUGGAGUCCAGGGCGACCAGAGCGAGUCUGACGGAGCUGCUGAGUCCACAGAUGGGAAAAGACAUAGUUUGGUUCCUCAGACGAUGGGCCAAGACGUACCUGCUGGUGGACGAGAAGCUGUAUCAGCAGAUCAGCAUUCCCUUGAGUACAGCGUUUGGUGCAGACACAGAGGGCGCCCAGUGGAUUGUGGGAUAUCUUCUGGAGAAGGUGAUCAACAACCUGUCUGUGUGGAGCUCAGAGGCCGACCUGGCCAACGACACCGUGGAGCUACUGGUUACACUGGUGGAGAAAAGGGAGAGGGCCAAUAUUGUGGUGCAGUGUGAAAGCUGGUGGAGCCUGGCGAAGCAGUUUGCCAGCCGCAGCCCCCCCCUCCACCUGCUGUCCAGCUCAGUGCAGAGGUCUCUGAUGAAGGCUCUGGUCCUGGGAGGCUUCGCACACAUGGACUCAGACACAAAGCAGCAGUACUGGGCCGAGGUGCUUCAUCCUCUACAGCAGCGUUUCCUCAACCUCAUCAACCAGGAGAACUUUGCCCAGAUCAGUCAGGAGGAGGCUGUCAAACAGGAAAUAGUUGCAACGUUGGAAGCUCUCUGCGGCAUCGCCGAGGCGACGCAGAUCGACAACGUGGUCUCACUCUUCUCCUUUCUCAUGGACUUUCUGUCCAGCUGCAUUGGCCUCAUGGAGGUUUACAGCAACACACCUGAAACAAUCAACCUCAUUAUCGAGGUUUUCGUAGAAGUGGCUCAUAAGCAGAUCUGCUACCUGGGAGAGAAUAAGUCCAUGAAGCUGUACGAGGCGUGUCUGACGCUGCUGCAGGUUUACUCCAAAAACAACCAGAGCAGGAAACGAGGCGAUGCCACGGCUGAGGAGGACCAGUACCAGGACCUGCUGCUCAUCAUGGAGCUGCUCACGAACCUCCUCUCCAAAGAGUUCAUCGACUUCAGCGAGAACGAUGAAGUGUUUCGAAACCAGGAACAGGGAACCCCGGCCUCCAGUCGGGCGGUCUCUGCAGCAGACGUGGUUCUCUACGGUGUUAACAUCGUUCUCCCACUCAUGUCUCAGGACCUGCUCAAGUUCCCAUCCCUGUGUAACCAGUACUACAAGCUCAUCACCUUCAUCUGUGAGAUCUUUCCAGAAAAGAUCCCACAGCUGCCUGAAGAACUCUUCAAAAGCCUCAUGUUCUCCCUGGAGCUGGGAAUGACCUCGAUGAGUUCAGAGAUCAGUCAGUUGUGUUUAGAAGCUUUAUCUCCUCUGGCUGAGCAGUGCGCCAAAAACCAGGAGAAGGACACGCCUCUCUUCAUCGCCACUCGUCACUUCCUAAAGUUGGUGUUUGACAUGCUGGUCCUGCAAAAACACAACACAGAGAUGACGGUGGCAGCAGGAGAAGCCCUAUACACACUAGUGUGCCUGCACCAGGCGGAGUACUCGGAGCUGGUGGAGUCCCUGCUGUCUUCACAGAGAGACGCCGUCAUCUACCAGCGACUCGCCGACGCCUUCAACAAGCUGACGGCCAGCAGCACGCCGCCCACCAUGGACCGAAAGCAGAAGGUCGCCUUCCUCAAGAGCCUCGAGGAGUUUGUGGCCAACGUGGGCGGCCUGCUUUGUGUCAAAUAACCACUGGAAACCAACCCCUUUUCCACUCAUCUGGAAAAAGCAACCAAUUGAACACCCCCCCCUUCUCAUCCCUAAGGACUAUAGGUAGAGGAGAUAGCACAAUUCCUCUGAGGACAUGUCUCUCUCUCUCUACGAGCCAGGGAAUCCACUUCUUUACCCCCUUUUUAUUUCUUUGGAAUUGGCUUUUGUUUUUCCACUCACCUUUUGCCCCCCCCCCCAAACCAGACUCAGUAAUGACACAGUAACCAUGGAGACUGAACUGCAGAGCAGAUAGACUCGGUCAAGGCAUCCUGCCUUGUUAAACGGAGGUGACGGAGCACUGGCCGCCAUGAUGAUAGGAAAGAGAGCAGCAGCUGAUAGCGAUGCUGUUUUCUUUUCCUGCUACCUUCAUGUAUACUGAAGGCCCCAGCAGCGCGCGCACACACACACACACACACACACACACACACAUAGACGGAGGGUAAAAGUGGUUGCAGUUUUGGGAGAGUGAAGGAAAAGUCAUUUGUUGUUCCCAGGAUGAGGUUUUAGACAUAGCUGACGGUAUUAAAGGGCCCAUUUUGUUUCAAGAAUGCCAUUACAACCACCACACACACUUGUUUGUAACAGUAUCCAUUCUGACACACACACUCAUCUCAUCCCAGUCCUUCCCAGAGUGCCUUUGGCCCUGUACAUGCCUGGUAUUAACAUGUGUCCUGGGUGACCCGAUCAUACGUGGACAGCUCUAAAUAUGUAUCCGGUUUCUCCAAUGACUCCUCUUUUUCUCCUAGUAUUUGGCCAAAAGCGUUGUCAUCAUUCAGUAUCUUUAAUUUUCAUGUUAAAAGUAGUAGUCGAAGCAGGAUGAAGAGCUUCCUUAUGGUCACAACAUGAGGAUAACUUGACAAAUUGGACAAUAUUUCAGAAAGGUAUUCAAAAGGUACAUUCAAAACAUGUAAAUGCUGAUGUAAAAUUAAAUAAACCAACAAAAUACUGAAAUAUAAAGUGUAAAUAUGCAAAAAAAUAUAUCAUAUGAUGAUAGAAAAAAUGUAUAUUAUUGUUUAUCACCAAGCCUUAUUUCCACAGCAAGUCUCCUGAACUUAAUAGUUAAAAGGUUCCGUCACAUUGUUGACUGGCUGCGCUUCCACCUGAGAAGAACAUUUUCCUUCUCAGUUUUGUUUUUAGGCGUUCUGUCAUUUGGUUUCUUACUGGACCUCCACAGUCAGUGUUGAGCACUGAAACACAACAAAAAGCUGAAUAUACAGCUGCAGUGAAUAAAAGGGAAUGAGUUCUGAUCAGUUAGAAAUGUUCAGGGCAGUAUUUAACCCCCCACGCCCACUCUGCAGGGGCUUAUUGUGGGAUUGUCAUUGUAUUGAAUUUUAGACAAAAGAAUUUAUAUGAACAUAAAACAAGACAAUGACACUGAAAACAAAUGCAACUGAAAAGAGAAAUCCAAGACAUUAUGAUGUGAUUAAAAAAAAAAAGGCACAACCAAAAUUAUAAUACAAUACAAUGUAGUGUGCAGGGACUUUUUUCUGGACAAAAUACAGUCCAACAUCCUUUAAACCCUGGUUCCUGCAGGGAAAAUGUUCAUGCAGAGGUUUCUAGUUCCUGCGGUAAAAAUGAGCUUCAAAUCCUUUGUUUUAUAACCAGCAGGAGGCAGCGAUGUACGUACAGUGCCUAGUCCAAAUGAAAAGGAGAAGUCAAAAUAAUACGUACUGCGUCUGUUCUUUGCUGUGUUUCAGAAGAACCAAACGGCCAAAGAUCUUAAACACAGCUUAGAAUGUUGUCGCACAUAUACAUGACACUCGGUGUGAAAUAAGUCCACACCUCCACUAAUGCAGGUGAGUGGCUGGUCCUGCAGUGGCCCAGGACACGUGCUCACACACACUGCUCAAAGAAUGCAGAGGCAAUUUAUCGAUUAGCUGUUGACUGUUGGAUUACUGUGUAACUCUGAUAAUCAUUUAACCAGAAUGGGUAACAAUUUUUUAAAGAUGAAGCCCAACUUAAAAAGAACUGCAUCUUACAGUUUACAAAAGUUUAUACUCAGAUUACAUUUUUUUUUUGUUAGUUAAUAAACCUAAUAUGAUCUGGAGUUAAUGUAGCCUAUAGCUCCACCUUGUGACAAAAACACACAGCUUAGUUUAUUUGUUCAUACCAGUGUAAGAAAACACACAUAAAUUGCAUUUUAGUUGUUUGUUUAUUCUUAACUGUUCAAAUUUUUGCUUCACAUUCAGCUCACAUUUUCUGCAAAGUUUACUGAAAGACAUUUGAGGAAGUGUUUUAACGCUUAAGGAAACACUGAUUUGUAUUUUUCACCAUUUUCUCUCAUAGACCAAGCAACUAACUGGUUAAUAUCAUUUCCAUGUUUAACUGAAGCGGUCCAUGUUCUUUGGUUUCACUCAGGACACGCCUUAGCGCCAGUUGUGAACAGGGCCUCUGUUUUGUUGAUUGUCCUGUGUGUAUGUGUGUGUUUGUGUGUGUGUAUGUAUGACCAACAAGUCAUACAUUAGUUCACAAUAAAUUACGACUGUGCCUGCCAUUCGCCAAGAACCGAGCGGAUGCACACACACACACUCAUUUUCACACAUGUACACACACAAAAGUGUCAACAGAGGUCAGGAGGGCAUUUGUAAGCGAUGGC
This is a messenger RNA of Sphaeramia orbicularis (orbiculate cardinalfish), 6097 nucleotides long. It is a transcript of the gene xpo4, whose product is annotated as exportin 4. The record is from RefSeq and is a predicted model, not a curated record. NCBI's taxonomy places the organism in Eukaryota, Metazoa, Chordata, Actinopteri, Kurtiformes, Apogonidae. Bases 1 to 3480 code for a protein of 1159 amino acids. Gene Ontology annotation, molecular function: nuclear export signal receptor activity. The transcript has 24 exons. Gene Ontology annotation, cellular component: cytoplasm; nuclear pore. Gene Ontology annotation, biological process: protein export from nucleus.